CACAUAAGAGCAAAGAAAAUUAGAAAUUUUUAUGGAAACGAAGCACCUGAGUACUAUGCAAUUCGUGCGACCAUAGUUCUAUCAAUGCUAUUUGGAUUGUCAGUGUCAUUGCAAUUAAGCGAAGAUCUGAAUACUGAAGAACGCCGAGUUCGAUGCGCCUGUGUUUUUUUUACCGAACUACUCAAAAUCACUGCAUUGCGAGAUUCACGCACGCGGCACACAGUGGGGAAGCGGCAUCAACGGAUCCUUUCAUGAAACAAGCCAGUAAGCUCAGAGAACAAGCCGCCAAGCAGCACCAGGCUGUGGUAAAGCAGCUCGGUGGCAGUGGCUAUGGAAGUUCGGAGGUUAUGGUUAUUGUUGAGGAUGAGAUGCAGAUGCAUCAUCAAUUGGAGAAAUUGCACAGAUGUACUCGAUCCGGAAGGAGCUUGGAACUGUUGCAAUGGCAGAGGCAGUGGUGUCGAUUGCUCUUGAAACCAUCCGUGAUUUGCUAUUGGAAGAGGGAAGGUUUUUAGUUGGCGUGGCCGAUCAAGUGAAGGAGCUCGAGUGGCAGCUCAAAGAGAUGAAGUGUUUCCUCAAAGACGCUGACAAAAGACGACAUGAGAGUAGUAUGGUCUUCAAUUGGAUCUCCGAGAUCAGAGAUCUCGUCUACAGAUCUGAAUUCGCCAUUGAAAGACACGCAGCUUAUCAAGUUUAUUCAAGGAGAAGAGGCCUCAGGCAGUUUGUCCGCAAAUAUUCCUGCAUUUUGGAAGAUUGCAACUCACUCCACCAAUUAGGCUCUGAGAUUUCACAAAUUACAUCAAAUAUCGAGAGGAUAAGCAAGUCUAUGCAAGAAAUCGGCAUAAAAAGAAGCAUAAUCAUCAAUCCAAAUGGAGAGGGGGAAAGCUUGGCUCGAAACAACAUAUCAAGGAAGACUUUCCCCGAUUUGGAGAUGGGAGAUUUCUUCCUAGGCAUGGAGGAUGAGGUGGAGCAGCUUGUUCAUUACCUAGGGAAAGACACGGAGGAUCGGAUUGUAUCAGUUUGGGGAAUGGGAGGGUCAGGCAAGACCGCCAUUGGAAAGAAGCUCUACAACGAGAUGACCGACUUUGAUCUCUCGGCAUGGGUUUGCAUUACUCAGCAAUGUCAGAGUCGAUCUGUUUGGGAGGAUGUUCUGAGGCAACUAGAGAAGAAGAGGAGAGUUUCAAGUCUGAGCCAUGAGCCACGAAUAAGGGAGGAGGUUUCAAGUCUGAGCGAUUCAGAGUUGUAUGAUAGACUAUGUGAGAUACAAAGAGAGAAGCGAUGUCUCAUAGUUUUGGAUGAUGUUUGGGAGCUUUCUCACUGGGAUGAGUUGAAGCAUCCAUUCAUAGUCCAAAAUUUGCAGAGCAAAAUAUUGGUGACAACACGGAAACAGAAGGUUGCAGAGAUUGGAUUGGCAGUGGAACAUGGGCUUUUACAUAUGGAUGCUGCUUUGGAACUACUAAAAAACAAAGCAUUUCAGCAUGGAAACAUUCCAGACUUUGCAUCGGAAGAAAGAUUAAAGAAAAUUGGGAAAGAAAUGGUGCAUAAAUGUGGCUACCUGCCUUUGGCGAUUUCUUUACUCGGUGGGGUCUUGAGAAAGAAAAAUUCAAUUAUUGAGUGGGAAUUAGUAAAUGAGAAUAUCAAAGAAGCCAUAUACAGUGAUGAAAAGCAGAUUGAUGGAGUGCUAAACUUAAGCUAUGAAAGUCUACCCUAUUAUUUGAAGCCCUGCUUUCUCUAUAUGGGUAUAUUCAACGAGGACCAAACCAUACAUGCUAUGCAUCUAUAUACGAUGUGGAUAGCACAAGGCAUGAUUUCAUAUAAGAAUAUUGGAGACAAGGAGAAAACUUUAAUUGACAUUGCUGAGCUGUACUUAAGUGAGCUGGCCUCUAGGUCCAUUGUUCAAGUUGAAUUCCAGUUAGCUUAUGAUGUCGCCAAUAGAACUAGAAAAUAUCAUUCAUGCAAACUUCAUGAUGUAGUACGAGAACUAUGCUUGAAAUUGGGGAAAAUAGAGGAUUUUGGUGUGCAGAGUUUGGAGUAUCAAGGUGGGAAACUUAGUACCUUACUACGGGAAGCUUCCUCACAUAUGAAAAUCCAACAUUUGGCUAUCCAUUUCAGAAGUGAAGUUGAGCAUGAGCUUACAGUUGCUUUUGGAGAAGAUACUAGCAAACAUAUAAGGUCUCUUCAAAUAUCCAAUCUCAUAAAAUCGAAUAUUAUUGAGUUUCCCCCACAAAGUAUAGUUGAUUUUCAGAAAUUGAAAUUGCUGAGAGAUCUAGUUAUCAAGAGAUUCAGAUUUUCAGGAGGAAAGUUCCCGAGAGGAAUUACUAAUCUUGUUCACCUUAGAUGUUUGCGUUUAGAAGAAUGUGAACUUGAUAAGCUACCGUCGUCCAUUCGGAAUUUGGUAUACAUGGAUACCCUUGAUUUAAGAAGUUCAAUGGAUGUUGAAGUUCCAAAUGUUUUUAAGGAGAUGUUGCGAUUAAAGCAUUUGAUUUUUCCUUUUUAUGGAAAUGAAAAGGUUGGAAAAUAUCGAGUAAGAUUGGAUGAGGCAUUUGAUGGAUUGGAGACUCUACUACACAUUGAUAGUAGAUAUCAUGAAUUUAAAUGUAUGGACAGAAUGAAGAAUCUCCAACGUUUUGCAGCAAGAAUACAUGACAAAGAAAGCUUGUCAGCUAUCAUGAAUGCCAUUACGAAUUGGAAUAAGAUAGUAGUUUGUAGAGUUUAUAUUGAAGGCAGUUGCGACUUAAAAGGUGAGCAAAUGCUGGAGAAGGCUUUGACAUGUCCCAAUCUUCAUGACUUGGGGAUCAGUUCAAAGUUAGGGAAGGCGCUAGCAGAGUGCGGGAGUGACGUGAUGAGCUCGAAACUUAGGUUGUUGGAUCUGUUUGGAUCCAAGAUUGAGGAUGAUCCAAUGGGGAUACUGGGAAAGCUUCCUUUCUUGAUAAGAUUGCGAUUAUAUUAUGAAUCAUUUGUUGGGGAGAAGAUGAGGUGUACAGCGAACAGUUUUCUUCGGCUCAAGAGGCUUACAUUAAGAGGUUUACCAAAGUUGAGGGAGUGGAGAGUGCAGUCAGGAGCCAUGCCCCUUCUCUCUAAAGUAAAGAUCGCAGACUGUUCUUGUCUAGAGAUGGUUCCAGAGGGAUUGAGUGGAAUUUCUACCCUUCAGAAACUUGUAAUUAAACGUAUGCCGAAAUUGAGAAAAAGGGUAAUGCCUUCAGGACAUGAUUUCCACAAAAUCCUCCAUGUCUCUUCCAUUAUCAUCGAGGACUAGUCUUCACUCAGCUUGGAAUUGCUGCAAUGGCAGAGGCAGUACUGGUGACGUUUGCUUUGCAAAACAUCUGUGAUUUGCUAAGGGAAAAUGCAAUGAAUUUAGCUGGUUUGGGCGAUCAAGUGAAGGAGCUCGAGAGGCAGCUCAAAGACGCUGACAAAAGACGACAUGAAAGCAGUAUGUUCUUCAAUUGGAUCUCGGAUAUCACAGAUCUGGUCUACAGAUCCGAAUCCGCCAUUGAAAGACAUGCCGCUAUUUCAAGGAGAAGAGGCUUAUAAAAGUUCGUUCGCAAAUAUUCCUGCAGUUUGGAUGAUUGGAAAUUAGCAUCCAUGAUUUCAAAGAUUACAUCAGCUCUCCUAAGCAUAAGCAAGGUUAUGCAAGCUAACGGCAUAACAAGGAGCAUAAUCUUAAAUCCAAAUGGGGAGGAGCAAAGCUCAACUAGAAACAACAUUUCAAGGAAAGCAAACGUUUCAAAAUUUAAUAAUAUUCUUUUGCAUAUUCAUAUAUUUACUUAAUUAAGGUUAUACCAACUCAUAUUCGAUGAACGUUGUGUUAAUAUUGAUAUGCUUUGGUUGAUAUUUGCACACAUUGUGUUUACA
Messenger RNA from Salvia splendens (bonfire salvia), 3849 nucleotides. RefSeq names its product putative disease resistance protein At1g50180. The record is from RefSeq and is a predicted model, not a curated record. Gene Ontology annotation, biological process: defense response to other organism. The coding region runs from base 404 to 3253 and encodes 949 amino acids. Gene Ontology annotation, molecular function: ADP binding. The transcript has 5 exons. Lineage: Eukaryota; Viridiplantae; Streptophyta; Magnoliopsida; Lamiales; Lamiaceae.